CGACAAAGGACCUUCCGGUGUUUCCUUCUCGACCAAUGGGUGAGCGGAGCUAUCUGCUCGGCCUCCCUGACGACGUUUCCCUCCACCUGCGGAGGUAUCUCAAAGCCGACGGCUGCGGCGCCCUCCGCGCCACGUCCAGGAGCGUCGGCUGUCAUCUCGUCAAUGAGGACUUCCUCACGGGCCGCCUCGACGCCGCCAUCCGCACCAACGGCCUGAGCUCCGUGCUGGCUUAUCGCAAGCGACACAAGACGGCCAAGGCCUUCCUCCUUCACACCCUCAAGGCCGCCUGCAGCGCCCUUCCAACCGCCAUCGGCCACCUCGGCAGCCUCGCUGCGAUGAUUGGCUUCGCCGUCAUCGUUCUUGGCAUCCUGUAUGCUGUCGUUCUGUUGCCGAUGCAGUGGCUGGUACGAAAGAUUCUUGCCGUCUUCUUAGCGGAUCACUGGCUCGCCACGUUCAAGUGGUUUGUUCCAGUGUUUGUCGGGGCUCUUCCUGGGAGCGAAAUCCUUCGUAUGGUCUUGCAUGCGGCGCUCAAGGCGGAGUGGGCACGGCGAGAUGUGGACACGGUGACGGACAUGAGUGUGUUCUUUGAGGACGCCUUCGUGUGGCUUGCUCGCCUCGUGUGGGGUGGCCUGCGGCUGGCAAUCGGGAUCGACAAGCGGAUGAGCCAAAUCGAGUACCUUAUGCGGCUGCUGUACGUCAUCGAGGAGGGAGGCUGCUGGGAGCCCAUCGUGCCGCUCAUCCACUUCGUGAGGAACUGCGGCAUGAUGCCCCUAAAGUACUGCGGCAUGAUGCCCUCACUGCCCAUUGUUGUCACUGCGACUUGAAGGCGGUGGGCAGCAGGGCCCUC
Messenger RNA from Vitrella brassicaformis, 847 nucleotides. NCBI's taxonomy places the organism in Eukaryota, Vitrellaceae. The record is from the annotation of a GenBank genome assembly.